Drosophila montana is the source of this 323-nucleotide messenger RNA. Its product is annotated as protein NCBP2AS2 homolog. Bases 1 to 258 code for a protein of 85 amino acids. The transcript is spliced from 2 exons. The record is from RefSeq and is a predicted model, not a curated record. NCBI's taxonomy places the organism in Eukaryota, Metazoa, Arthropoda, Insecta, Diptera, Drosophilidae.
AUGGUGCUGCGACUGCUGAUGCGCUAUUUGGCCAACAAUGAGCAGCUAAUACAGCGCAUGGCCGACAGCUAUCCGAUGCGUCGCGCUGCCCAGUUGGUUGUCUCGCUGAUGUAUCGCUCCAAGAGCCUGGCCAGGGAGCAGGGCCUGCACGAGAUGACGCCAGAGCGCUUUAAGUCCUUUGUGAACAUGUUUAAAAACAAUAUACGGCAGGAGCUGGAGGGCGUCAAAAGGGAGCUGAAGAAUAAGAAAAAUAACUAAAUUAUUGUACAUUACGAUUUAUAUAUAUAUAUAUAUAGGCUAGCACUUCAGGAACAUAAACAAAA